AACACUUAACACAUUUAUGUGCAAUUCUUCUAUUAUUUUUGCUGUUCACGAUGCGUAUUGAAACGUGUUAUUUUUGCUCUUCUCGGAUAUUUCCGGGACAUGGAAUUCAAUUUGUUAGAAACGAUUGCAAAAUUUUUAGAUUUUGCCGGUCAAAAUGUCACGCGGCAUUUAAAAAGAAAAAGAAUCCAAGAAAGGUUAAGUGGACCAAAGCUUAUAGGAAGACCGUUGGUAAAGAACUGGCAAUAGAUCCGUCAUUUGAAUUUGAAAAGAGGAGAAAUAUUCCAGUUAAAUAUAACAGAGAAUUAUGGACAAAGACUGUGGAAGCUAUAAAGAAAGUAGAAAACAUCAAACAGAAGAGGUCGAAUUUGCAUAUUAUGCAACGUUUACGAAAGGGUCGUACACUGGAACGAGAAAGGGAUAUUAAGGAAGUACAACGUGAUCUAUCUUUGAUAAGAUCACCAGCUGCUGGACUCAAGGAAAGAAAGAAAUUGGAAGAGACAGUAGAAGAGGAUGUUGAAAUGCUAGAAUCUGACAACGAAAUGAAUGCUGAACAGUUGCAAGAAAAUUAAUUUGUUGUUUUUUUUUCUAUUUCAAUUAAUACACAAUAUGAAUACAGAAAACUUUGUAUCAUUUAGGAAUAGUUAAUAUUUAACUGUUAAACUUGUACAUAAACUGAAUAUAUAAUUAGACUAGUUUUUAUAAACAA
Polistes dominula (European paper wasp) is the source of this 706-nucleotide messenger RNA. RefSeq names its product ribosomal protein L24-like (gene RpL24-like). Gene Ontology annotation, biological process: ribosomal large subunit biogenesis. The record is from RefSeq and is a predicted model, not a curated record. Lineage: Eukaryota; Metazoa; Arthropoda; Insecta; Hymenoptera; Vespidae. Gene Ontology annotation, molecular function: structural constituent of ribosome. Gene Ontology annotation, cellular component: nucleolus.